Molecule: messenger RNA, 1800 nt
Organism: Papaver somniferum (opium poppy)
Lineage: Eukaryota; Viridiplantae; Streptophyta; Magnoliopsida; Ranunculales; Papaveraceae
Exons: 3
Coding region: 1-1800 (599 amino acids)
Molecular function (GO): nucleic acid binding; RNA-DNA hybrid ribonuclease activity
Source: RefSeq, a predicted model, not a curated record
AUGAAAAGGAAAAGAAAAAAGGACAAAUGGGGUGUCAUGGGCCUUAAACUGGACAUGUCUAAGGCCUUUGACAUAGUGAAAUGGGGUUUUCUAGGAGAUAUCCUUAAGGCUUUUGGUUUCUCUGAGCAUUGGUGUGAUCUCAUUUACCAAUGCAUUAGUACCAGUAGUAUAUCCAUUAUGUUAAAUGGUUCUCCAUGUAAAUCCUAUAGACCAACAAGGGGUCUGAGACAGGGUGAUCCCCUGUCUCCAUACCUGUUUAUUAUUUGCAUGGAAACUUUCUCAAGAUAUCUGUUACAGGCUGAACAGAACAACCUCAUUCAUGGUGUUAAGGCAGGUAGGUCUGUUAUGGUUCAACAUGUGUUAAAAUCAUCACCUAUCUAUCAUAUGAACACUUUUACUAUUCCAGAUAACAUUAUCAAUAGCAUGGAAUCUUCUCAAAGAGACUUUUGGUGGGGUAAGUCUAGACCAGGAGAUAUCUACUUUAGAGCUUGGCCAAGAAUUUGUACUCAUAAACAACAAGGUGGUUUGGGUUUUAGAAACCUUAAAUACAUGAAUCUACCACUUUUAUCUAAAACAACUUGGAAACUGAUUCAUAAUCCUAAUGCUUUAUGGGUUAUCAUUCUUAGAUAUAAAUAUUUUAGAAAUGUUCACCCCCUUCAUCAUCCUAGGAAAACUGAUUGUUCUUGGGCUUGGCAAAGUAUAAGUAGAGGCCUUGAUUUUAUUGCUCAAAAUGAUGUGUGGGAAGUUAAGAAUGGUAAGAAUAUUCUUGCUUUUGAAGAUAAGUGGUUGUCUAGUCCUGUUGAGCUUGUUCGUAAAACUAGGCCUAAUCCCAAUCUUACUGUUUCUGCCUUGAUAGAUGAGGACACAAAGAAUUGGAUAACUGACCUUGUUCAUGCUUUUUUCACUCCUCAAAAUGCCAAAAAUAUUCUUGAAUUUAGGAUUUCUUUCUCAGGGAAUGAUAAACUUAUAUGGCCUUAUUCUAAAAAUGGUGACUUUUCUGUGAAGUCUGCGUAUAAAGUUAUUUCAGGGGAGAUUAAUUACAUGAAUAAUAGUCAGGUCGGCAACCCUUUCUACAAAACCCUUUGGAAACUUUCUAUUCUUUCAAAGGUGGCUUUGUUUAUCUGGAAAUGUCAUGAGAAAAUCAUCCCUAGUAACUUUGUUCUUGCUAGAUAUAAUAAUACACAUGAUGCUUAUUGUAGUACGUGUAAUAAUGGUCAAAUUGAAACCCUGAACACAUUGUCGUCCAGUUGGACCACUGAUUGUACUAUGAAAGAUAAGAUUUGUGAUGUAUUCACUAUUGCCUGGAGCAUAUGGAAGGAUAGAUGUUUUCAUAUUUUUCAGGGGAAAACUCUUAAUCACUAUUCUACUGCUAGACUUGCCCUGAAAUUAGUUACAGAUACUGAUAACUAUUUAAGAAAUGUCUCUGCUCAACAUGUACAAUCCAAUGAUCCUGUAGCAGAAAUAAAUCUAUCUUCUGUUAAUACUGUUAUGGCUUAUUUACCUCAGGAUUGUGUCAUUAUUUUUAGUGAUGCGGCUUUUGAUAAGGAUACUAAAACUUCAGGUAUCGGUUUAAUCUUGACAGAUAACUCAUGCAGCUUCAUUGGAUGCAAGCUUAAGGCAGGGUCAGUAAGAAACGUUGAAGAGGCUGAAACUUUGGCGUUAUUGGAGGCAGUUCAAUGGGCUAAGGCGAAAAGCUUGGAGAAAGUUUGCUUUAUUAGUGAUGUUAAAUUAGUGAUAGAGUCUUUGAACUCAUUAUCUAACCAGCUUUACUGGUAUAAUAAAACAGUCAUAGAGGACUGA